Molecule: messenger RNA, 1383 nt
Organism: Colletotrichum orchidophilum
Lineage: Eukaryota; Fungi; Ascomycota; Sordariomycetes; Glomerellales; Glomerellaceae
Exons: 1
Coding region: 1-1383 (460 amino acids)
Biological process (GO): positive regulation of transcription by RNA polymerase II
Cellular component (GO): nucleus
Molecular function (GO): DNA-binding transcription factor activity, RNA polymerase II-specific; zinc ion binding; transcription cis-regulatory region binding
Source: RefSeq, a predicted model, not a curated record
AUGCCACCGAAUCGGGUCAGGGUCGUCAAGGGCUCCUGUUGGUCCUGCAAAAAGCGACGCAUCAAAUGCAGUCUUUCCAAGCCAGCUUGCCGACAAUGUGUUUCCGUCGGCGCCAACUGCGACUACAAUAGCCGCCUAAUCAGAUGGAGCACGCGACCAACCCCACAUGUCCCUGUGGCCUACUGCAUUCCGCGGAACGACUUGCACUUGACCGUCUACCUCGAGGUUUGCGAGCGGCGUGCUCUCGACUAUUUUCAUCUCCGCGUCUGGCCCCUUCUAUCCACAGCAGAGGAACCGUGUGCCCCGCCAAGUUCGGUCGUUCUAGAGCACCGGGUCGUUCUACUUGCCGCUUGUUUGCUGUCCGACUCUCACAGGCUGUUGCAAGACGGUACGUAUGACCAUGAUACGCUCGGUAAGAAGCGGCUAGAGUGCUUGGCUGCUGUGCGAGCUGAGAUAGAUCGCUGCAGCGCCGAACCCAAGGGAAACGGACUCAUGAUUGGGCUUCUGUUCGCAGUCAUCCUCUUGUACUUUGACGAUGGAUACAUGGGGUGUAUCCUCAAAUCGGCCUCUACCUCUAGCCACUAUCACGGCAUUCUGGCCAUCCUCGGGCACCUAGGCGGCAUCGAGGCAGUAGUGCCGACGGCCCCCGAGCCGCUGCGUAUGCUGCUCUCAGAGUUCGCGACGACGGAUCUCACAACUUCCAUGGUUCAGGGUAAACCUCCGGCGUUUCCUCCCGACGUGUGGGACCUACUCGAUCAGGGCCCUGUUUGGUGGGGUCGUGACCCGUUGAGUAGAUGUUCCCUUGCGGCCGUCUUUCGCGAAAUUGCCGAAAUGGGCCUGUUCUUGCAAGCAACGACGAGCAAGGCCGAGGAGUUGUCAAUCGAUCGUAUCCGCGCAUUCGAAGCCGCCCUCCGCCCCGUCUAUGCACCACUAACUAUCGCAGAUUCCGACGGCCGGAGCCCUUCCGAGGCAUCCGACUGCUCUUUCAGCGAAGCCGAGGCUGUGCAUGCCUUCACUCUCGUCCGCAUAUUCCAACACACUGCCCUACUGUAUCUGUACAGAGCCAUUUGUGGCCUCCCAACUCGUCACCCGCUUGUCCAGCAGCAUGUCAAAUCCUGCCUCGCUUGCAUCUUUGAGAUCCCUCGCGAGGCAAACAACCUCAACUGCGUCGUUUUUCCGCUCUUCAUCGCCGGGGCCCACGUCUCAUCCUUGGAAGAGCAAAAGGCCGUGCUAGGCAUGGCUGACGUGAUUUACAAUGACAUGCGGUUCGCUUCCAUCGAGGCUGUCAAGUCUUUCUUCAAGGCUGUUUGGCCGUCCGACUCUGGACACAAGGCUUGGCUUGAGAUCUUUAGCCACCUCAGUCCACAUGUCUUGGUGCUAUGA